Sardina pilchardus (European sardine) is the source of this 6847-nucleotide messenger RNA. It is a transcript of the gene triob, whose product is annotated as trio Rho guanine nucleotide exchange factor b. Gene Ontology annotation, biological process: axon guidance. Gene Ontology annotation, cellular component: extrinsic component of membrane; cytoplasm; plasma membrane. The transcript is spliced from 49 exons. The record is from RefSeq and is a predicted model, not a curated record. Gene Ontology annotation, molecular function: guanyl-nucleotide exchange factor activity; protein binding. NCBI's taxonomy places the organism in Eukaryota, Metazoa, Chordata, Actinopteri, Clupeiformes, Clupeidae. The coding region runs from base 1 to 6789 and encodes 2262 amino acids.
AUGAAUUCUGGAUCAUUGACGGACUUGCGCGACAGGGACGCGGAUGACACCGCUGUGUUUUUCAGAUCGGGUUCCCACAGGAAGGAGCCUCUGAGGGCCGUAGAUGUGCUUCCUGUCCUGAGAGAGAAGGUGGCCUACCUGUCAGGGGGUAGAGAUCGGCGAGGCGGCCCCAUCCUCACCUUCCCGGCCCCCAGUGACCCCGAGCGCCUCAGACAGGAGGACCUGCGCCCCCUACUGGAGUAUCUCUCCACUGUCCCAAGCGAGGAGGCGUGCCGGCAUGGCUUCACGGUGAUCGUGGACACGCGUAGCUCGCGGUGGGACGUGAUCAAGCCGCUGCUGAAGACGCUGCAGGACUCGUUCCCGCGCUGCGUCCACACGGCCCUCAUCAUCAAGCCCGAGAGCGUCUGGCUCAAGCACCGCAGCUCCCUCGGCAGCGCCAAGUUUGAGUUCGAGACCUACAUGGUGUCGGUGGAGGAGCUGUGUGAGCUGGUGGAUCCGUCUCAGCUGACCCCAGAGCUGGGCGGCAGCCUGCUGUACGAGCACGAGUCGUGGCUGGAGCAGCGCGUGGCCUUCGAGAGCUUCAGCGGCGACGCCAACCGCAUCCUGGGCCGCCUGCAGGACGCCCUGGGCCCCCAGCGCCCCCUGGUGGCGGAGGCGGGCGGCGGCGGCGGCAGCGGCAGCGGUAGCGGUAGCGCGGCGAGGCGUAGCAUGGACGAGCUGGCCCUGCUGCGGAGCCGCGUCACCGACGGAGAGCUGCGCGAGCUGGAGGGCGAGGGCCGGCGCCUGCUGCAGCGUCUCCACGGCAACGACCCCCACGGGCUGGCGGCCAAGGUGACGGCGCAGGUGGAGCGCGUGCAGGACGCUAGGCUACACGUGCACCAGGUGUGGCAGCUGCAGAAGCACCAGGACCAGAGUCUGCAGCUGCGCAUGUACGAGCAGGAUGUCCAACAGAUGCUGGACUGGAUUCUGCACAAUAAGACGCUGCUGCUGUCCAGUCACUCAGAGAUCGGCGCUGACCACCAGCACGCACUGGAGCUGCAGAGUGACCACAGCCACUUCGCCCUCAGCUGCAUGGAUGUGUAUGUGAAUGUGAGCCGUAUCAUGUCUCUGGGGAACCGGCUGCUGGAGUUGGGCCACACGUCGGCGCAGCAGAUCCAGCAGCUGUCGGGUCAGCUGGAGCAGGAGUGGAGGUCCUUCGCGGGGGCCCUGGACGAGCGCAGCUGCCUGCUGGAGGGCUCCGCAGCGUUCCACCACCGGGCAGAGCAGUACCUGGGCAGUGUGGGCUCCUGGAGGGAGGCCUGUGGGGAGGAGAAGCUGCCCUGUGAGCUGCAGGACCUGGAGGAUGCCAUCCUACAGCACCAGAACCUCUACGAGCUCUUCAGCACCGCUUACACUAAGGUGAGCCAGGAGGGGAAAUCUCUGCUGGAGCGGUUGCAGCGCCCCCUAUCUGUGGCGGGCGCUGACGCGACGGCGCCCUCUGCCAGCAUGUCCCAGACGGUGCGGGCGGUGCUGGAGGUGGUGCACGAGGUGCUCCGCCAGCAGAGGGAGCUAGAGAGCGCCUGGCAGCAGCGCAAGCUACGCCUGCACCAGCGCCUGCAGCUGUGUGUGUUCCAGCAGGACGUCAAACAGGUGCUGGACUGGAUUGAAGACCACGGUGAGGUGUUCCUGAGUAAGCACACAGGUGUGGGCAGGUCUCUGCAGAGAGCACGAGCACUACAGAAGCGCCAGCAGGACUUUGAAGAGGUGGCUCAGAACACGUUCACUAAUGCGGAGCGUCUGCUGGAGGCCGCGGAGCUGCUGGGUCAGACGCGCGAGUGUGACCCGCAGGAGAUCCAGCAGGCCGGUCAGCAGCUGCAGCACAGGCUGCAGGAGUUCGCCCAGCGCGUCCAGCUGCGCCGCAACCUGCUCAACACCUCCGUCGCCUUCCACACACACGGCAAAGAGAUGUGGGUGUGGCUGGAGGAUGUGCAGGCGGAGCUUCAGGAGGAAGUGAGGGCCGACUCCGUGGAUGCGGUGGAGGAGCUGAUCACUCGCUGCGACCAGCUGCAGAACAGCCGCGAGCAGGCCGCUACCACUCUCAACCAGCAGGGGGAGGACUUGCUCCAGCAGCUCAGGUCGUGUGCGGUGAGUGGGGGCAAGGCCCCCCCCAGCAGCUCGGCGGCGCACGUGCGUAGCGUGCUGCAGCAGGUGGGGGGGGUGGAGGCGCAGGUGGAGGACCAGCUGAGGGAGAGGAGGGGCCAGCUGGAGCUGCUGCUGACGCUACGCACCUUCGAGAGGGACGCCGCGCAGGUGACGUCGGUGGCCCAGUCGGGCGAGGAGGGUGAGGACGAGGCCAACGUGGAGCAGCAGCUGCAGCACUUCACGGAGAACACACUGCGUCUGAAGAAGCGCUACACACACACCACCCACCAGGGGCAGCAGCUGCUCAUGCAGCUCCGAGAGCUACAGGGGACAGGUGUGGAGCUGCUGUGUGAGCGCGAGCAGGAUGUCCCUGGACGCGUGCAGGACCUGCUGGAGUUCCUGCAGCAGAAACAGCAGGAGCUGGACGCCAACGCAGAGCAGCAGAGGCUGCAGCUGGAGCAGACCGCUCAACUGCGCCACCUACAGGCACAGGUCAAACAGGUUCUGGGUUGGAUCAGGAAUGGGGAGUCCAUGCUAAAUGCAGCAGUGAUCAGCGCCAGCUCUUUAGAGGAGGCAGAGCAGCUGCAGAGAGAACAUGAACAGUUUCAACACUCAAUUGAGAAAACCCACCAGAUGGCGCUGCAGGUGCAGCAGCAGGCGGAGGCGCUGCUGCUGGCGGAGCACGCGGAGGCGGAGCUUAUCCGCGACUGUGCCGAGAGCGUCGCCGCCCACUGGCAGCAGCUCAUGCUCAAGAUGGAGGACCGCCUCAAACUCGUCAACGCCGCCGUCGCCUUCUACAAGACCUCCGAGCAGGUGUGUGGUGUGCUGGAGAGUCUGGAGGAGGAGUACCAGCACGAGGAGGACUGGUGUGGGGGCGGGGACAAACUAGGCUCCACCUCCGAGAAUGACCAUGUGACCCCGAUGAUCAGCAAGCACCUGGAGCAGAAGGAGGCCUUCCUCAAGGCCUGCACGCUGGCCAGACGGAACGCGGACGUCUUCCUGAAGUACCUGCAGCGCUGCAGCCUGCACCUGCCCGCUGAGCCUGGCCACUGCACCGACACCCAGCAGCAAGUCCGCACUAUCUUGAGUGAACUGCUACAAAGAGAGAACCGCGUUUUGCACUUCUGGACCUUGAGGAAGAGGAGACUGGACCAGUGCCACCAGUAUGUGAUGUUCGAACGAACGGCUAAGCAGCUGCUGGACUGGCUCCAUGACACGGGAGAGUUCUAUAUGUCCACACACACAUCCACAGGCUCCAGUCUUCAACACACACGCCAGCUGCUGACAGAACAUGAGGAGUUUCACAUCUCAGCAAAGCAGAACCGGGAGCGCGUGGCCGUGUUGCUCCAGCUGGCCGACGGCUUCCGAGAGAAAGGCCACGCCCACACGGCUGAGAUCCAGAAGUGGGCGGGGCUAGUGGAGCAUCGCCAUAGCGACUUCUGGCUGCGUCUGGAGAUCCGUGGAGCAUCGCUGGAGGAGUCUCUGGGCCUGUCUUCUGAGACCACCAGCUUGAGUGAAGACGUCCAGCUCGAGCUCACACCCACCAGUGCCUCGGGGUCAGAGGUCAAGCUCCGGGAGGCAGCACAUGAGCUCAACGAGGAGAAACGCAAGUCGGCCCGCAGGAAAGACUUCAUCAUGGCAGAGCUGCUGCAGACAGAGAAGGCCUAUGUCCGAGACCUGCGAGAGUGCAUGGACACCUACCUAUGGGAGAUGAGCUGUGGUGUGGGGGACAUCCCCCCAGGAAUCCUGAAUAAAGAGUACAUCAUAUUCGGCAACAUGCAGGACCUCUACGACUUCCACCAGAAUAUUUUUUUGAAGGAGUUAGAGAAGUAUGAGCUCUUGCCAGAGGAUGUAGGUCACUGCUUCGUCACAUGGGCAGAUAAGUUCCAAAUGUAUGUCCACUACUGUAAGAAUAAACCUGACUCAACACAGCUCAUAGUGGAGCAAGCCGGCACUUACUUUGAUGAGAUCCAGCAGAGGCACAGACUUCCAAACUCCAUCUCCUCGUACCUGAUCAAACCCGUCCAGAGAAUCACCAAGUACCAGCUGCUCCUCAAGGACCUGCUGAGCUGCUGUGAGGAGGGCAAAGGGGAGAUCAAAGAUGGCCUGGAGGUCAUGCUCAGUGUCCCCAAGAGGGCCAAUGACGCGAUGCACCUCAGCAUGCUGGAAGGUUUCCCUGAGAGUCUGGAGACCCAGGGCGAGCUGGUUCUGCAGGAGUCCUUCCAGGUGUGGGAUCCCAAGUCUCUGAUCCGUAAGGGCCGUGACAGACACCUCUUCCUCUUCGAGAUGUCCCUCAUCUUCAGCAAGGAGGUCAAGGACUCCACAGGCAGGAGCAAGUACCACUACAAGAGCAAGCUCAUGACAAGUGAGCUGGGAGUCACUGAGCACGUGGAGGGAGACGCCUGCAAAUUCGCCCUCUGGGCAGGAAGAACGCAAACCUCAGAUAAAAUUGUUCUGAAGGCCAGCAGUGUUGAGAGUAAGCAGGUGUGGAUCCGGCAGGUGAGGGAGGUGAUGCAGGAGCGCACUGUUCACCUGCGGGGGGCGCUCCGCCAACCCCUCCCCAUCCCUCAGACCGCCGCCCACGCAAGAGGCCGCAGGGAAGGAGAGGGGGUGUCAAGUGAUGGUGAUGGUCACAGCCAAUCAGAUACCUCUAUAGCCUCUGGUUCCUCCCACAGCACAGCAGAGAGUGAGCAGGUGUCGGGCGGCUGUGAGUUGGCGCUGGUGGUUCGGGACUUCUCGGCGAGCGGCGGCGGGGAGCUGAGCGUGCGGCGUGGGCAGCGGCUGCAGCUGAUGGGCGCCAUGCCCGAGCGGCCCGACUGGUGCCGCGUGCGCUGCUCCGAGGGGGGGGGCACACUGGAGGGCCUGGUGCCACGCUGCUCCCUCUACCUGCCCCUCACCCAGUACACCAACGCACCUGAGGACCUGCACAGCAGCAGAGACUCUCUGUCCGUCUCCAGUCCAGACGGUGGAGUUUCGGGGGGUUCCCCAGGCAACCGUCGCUCGGGCUCGUCGCUAAGGAAGUGGCUGAGCAGUCCGGUGCGGCGGCUGAGCAGUGGCCGGGCCGACGCCCACGAGCGCAAGAGCAAGCAGAGGCGCGGACGCGACGGAGCACGCUCACCACGCGACACCGAGCACGUCACCAUCACCACGCCUCAGGAGGACAACACCGAGGAGAGAGUCCGAGAUGAGGUGGUGUGCAGUGGUACUCUGUCCAAGUCGUCGUCGUCGGGGCUGCAGAGCUGUGGGGAGGAGGAAGGAGAGGAGGGCUCGGAGGCUGCCCCUCUACCGCCCCCUAUGGCCAUACAGCAGCACUGCCUGCUGCAGGAGGACUCACAGGAGGACAAGGUCCCUCCGCGUCCAGCCACCAGGCUCACUAACCCAGACCCCCCGACUGCAGAGGAGCUCGUCAGCGCCAUCCAGGAACUGGUGAAGAGCAGGAUGGCUCUGGAUGAGCAAGUUGAUGGCCAUAACCCUUCCUGUUACCCUGGCAACCACUCCCUCCUCUCCUCCUCUCCCCCCAUCCCAGCAACGGACGAACGCAAGACAGCCUUCCUGAAGAGACGACAUUUUGUGCUCCUGGAGCUGGUGGAGACAGAGAGAGACUAUGUGAGGGACCUCAGCUCAGUGGUGGAGGGCUACAUGAGGAAGAUGAAUGAGGAUGGAGUACCUGACGACAUGAAGGGCAAGGACAAAAUCAUCUUCGGGAACAUCCACCAGAUCUUCGACUGGCACAAAGAGUACUUCCUGGCUGAGCUGGAGCGGUGCCUUGAGAACCCUGACAGACUGGCAACCCUUUUCAUCAAACAGGAGAGGCGACUUCAGAUGUACGUGGUCUACUGCCAGAACAAGCCCAAAUCAGAGCACAUCGUGUCCGAAUACAUAGACACCUACUUUGAGAGCUUGCGGCAGUUGCUGGGUCAUAGGCUUCGCGUUACAGACCUCCUGAUCAAGCCUGUUCAGCGCAUUAUGAAGUACCAGCUCCUACUCAAGGACUUCCUGAAGUUCUCUCAGCGUGCUGGUCUGGACUGCUCUGAGCUGGAGAAAGCCGUGGAGGUCAUGUGUAUCGUCCCCAAGCGAUGUAACGACAUGAUGAAUGUAGGACGCCUGCAGGGCUUUGAAGGUAAGAUCAUAGCUCAAGGCCAGUUGCUGCUGCAGGACAGCUUCCAGGUGUGUCAGGCGGAGACGGGUCCUCUGUCGCGCAUGAAGGAGCGCCGCGUCUUCCUCUUCGAGCAGAUCAUCAUCUUCAGCGAGCCCCUGGACCGCAGGAAAGGCUUCUCCACGCCCGCCUACCUCUUCAAGAACAGCAUCAAGGUGAGUGGGUUGCGCCUGGAGGAGGCGGUGAACUCUGACCCCGGUAGACUGGUGCUGACCUCCCAGACACCAGGGGGCAGUGUGGAGCGCUUCACUCUCCAGGCGCUGAGUCCUGCUGUUGGACGAGCCUGGCGCCAUCAGAUCAACCUAAUUCUGGAGAACCAGCGCAACUUCCUCAAUGCGUUGACCUCUCCUAUUGAGUACCAGAGGGGUCACCUGGGAGGGAGCAGCCCUGGUGCGUCCAGCAGCAGUAGCAGCAGUGGUGGAGGGGGGGCCACGCGAUCCCGGCCCCCCCAGCAUCCUCAGCACCCCCAUCAGCCCCGCUCCCCGGCCCUGGGCAAGCGCCCCCCAGACUGACAGCAGCAGUGGCCUCUCCAGCUUCUCUCAGCCUAUCAGGACCCCUUGGCCAUACACG